AUGUCGGCCUCAGCCCUGUUCAAAACUAUUCCAAUGACAUCUCUUCCACAGAAAACACGUGUGUUGGAUCUCUACAAACGUUUAAUGCGUUUGUCAAAGACAUGGACUUCAGCAAGUGGUGAUGCCACUCGAUCUGCAAAGGAAAGAGAGUACAUUAAGCAAGAGGCUAGAACCCUCUUUCGAAGCAAUGCGCAUCUAACUGACCCAAAAACUAUUGAGGCCCAUAUCCUAGAAGGUGAAUCAAGACUUGAAUUGGCAAUUCAUUACAGGAAUCCCUAUCCCCGUUUAUCUAAUCUUCCAAAAUCCUCCGUUGCGAAUCGAUCCAUGAAGAGGAAUCAGCGAGCUUUCGACGAGUCUGUUCCGGCUUAUCUGCGUUCCUACAAAACCGGCAAGGAUACAUCAGACAAUUAA
This is a messenger RNA of Rodentolepis nana, 411 nucleotides long. NCBI's taxonomy places the organism in Eukaryota, Metazoa, Platyhelminthes, Cestoda, Cyclophyllidea, Hymenolepididae. The record is from the annotation of a GenBank genome assembly.